GAGUAGAGAGAGUUGAUAAGAAACUACUUCACAAGUGUUAUUAUUAGUAGUAUAUGGCAAUACACAAUAUAAAGAUGUGGAUGUUGACUAGAACCAUGACAUGAUAUCGGUCAUCCUUUUCACUAACAGAGAGUGGUUGUUGUUGGCUAGUGGUGAUUCGUGUUGGUUAGUGGUUAGCCCUUCCAAAUAUAAUUUGUUUCCAGGGUAGUGGAUCCCAUCGGCGAUUAUUAGCCAUUAGCCGCCCCUCCAUUUUAUCAUAAACAAACCAGGUAAAAAGGGUAAAAGUGCCCAGAUACCUCAAAAUAGGUAUCACAGGCCAAAAAAGCUCGUCUUACUAUUUCACUACCAACCUUCCUUUACUGACGGAUAGAUCCCAAAAGCUUUCCUCUGAUCUCAACUUCAAUAUUUACCUGGAAAUUAAUUUGUGCCAGAUUACACCAGAGUUGGACAUACCAUACACACAGGAUACAGCCCACCUAACUCGAGAUUUGGUCCUUGUCAAUUUAAAUAAAAAGGGUAGCUGGGGCAACACAGGUUCUUUCAACUUCCCUUUCGCUAUUACACCCCAAAACUUCAGAAGUCUUCCCAUAUUUCCAACAUCACUUGCCGAAUGGAAUAUUCAGUCUAUCAGUAAAUUAUUGUCUGCCAUCAGGUCCAACAAUCCAGCUCGCGGUUACGGCUCCGGAGCAAGGCAACCUUUGAAAAUACAUUUUGGCAUUCACACCCAACGUCCUGCUCUGGCCUACCAUUCAAAUAUGGUAAAGGCAGAUUUUGAUCGGGAUUACUAUGCUGAUCUCGAGAUUGAGCAAGGAGCCUCAAUAAAUGAGAUCAAGAAGCAGUUUAGAAAACUUGGUACAAAGUCAUCCGCUUUCCCCCGCACCUAAAACUAAUCUUUUCUCUUGACAGCUCUCGUGUAUCAUCCAGAUAGAAAUUUAGGAAAAGAAACCGACAUAACUGCCAAGUUCCAGGCCAUUCAAUCCGCACAUGAAGUUCUUACGGAUCCAUUAGAGCGACAGAGAUACGAUGAUGCUCGAUCCAGAUUUCGCUAUACAUCAGCUUCAGCUUUUAGAUCUACGAAAGGCAAUCCAUAUUCAAGCUAUGGCUCUGAAUGGGCUCCUCCACCUAAACCACCACCAUAUCGACCUAAUAGGAAUCCCCCUCCGCAAUCUGCCGGUGCUGCAAGAUACUCGACUUUCCAAACACCGAAACAAUCAGCAAGCGCGGCGGCACAAGAGGGGCCUGAGGCAAGGAAGAGUACAUUCAAUGCAUGGGAGAGCAUGAAGGGCAACCAAAGGGCAUCAGCCAGUUAUAGAACUGGUUCUGGACCGACAUGGACUACACCGAAAGCAGCGCCCAGGAAUCAAUAUGACCGCGAAGAAAGCAGUAGCUUCAAGAACACUGCGCCUCCAAGACACAAGUCAAGCUUCGACGACUUUAGGUCUGAAUCAUACCAUGCGCGAACCCCGAGUAACCCUGCACCUCCUAUACCGAAAAGAAAUGGAUUCAUGCCUAGCAACCCAGGGGCCGAUGAGCCAUCUGCAGGGAAGGGAAAUUACUCUACAUCUCGCGUCAAUCGAAAUAUGCCACCACCCCCGCCACCAAGAGAGGCUCCGUCGUUUGAACAAGAACGAGAAAAAGCGUAUACUCCUGCUUCGGCUCCUCCUGUCAAUAAUAAUACCCGUCCAUCUCCGAAGAUAAACGAUCCAUUACGGGAAUUCAGGGCUGAAGAAGAGCCAUCUUACGAGCCUCGUCUCAGUACACCAUACGCCAGUGCCGGGGGAGAAAAAUUUGAUCCAUUUGACGCAGCCAAUUUAGCCAAGUCGAAGAGUAGUCGAGAGAGUUUUACUGAACCGAAAACUAGAAAGCCGGUCCCAAGGGCAGGAUCUGAUCCUGACCUAAACUACCCAAGUUCAAAUAGUACCCCAAAGGAUAGUACUCCAAAGGAUAGCUUUCCCAGAGUUAGCAUCCCAAAGGAUAAUUUUCAUAGAGAUAGCAUCCCAAAGAAUAGUUCUCCCAAGGAUAGUACUUCAAAGGAUAAUUUUUCCAAGGAUAGUUUUCCCAAGGACAGUAUUCCGAAGGAUAGUAUACCAAAGGACAAUGUUCCAAGAGUUAGUAUUCCAAGAGUUAGUAUCCCCAAAGAUAGCAUUCCAAAAGAUAAUAUUCCGAGGGAUGGUAUUCCGAGGGAUAAUAUUCCAAAGGAUAAUACUACGAAGGAUAAUACUACGAAGGACAGUACUCCAAAACCAGCACAGUCUUUCGCAACGUCGCCCGAUUCAUCAGAUUCCGGGAAUGCCCCAGAGAUCAAUGCCCAAAAACCGCGGGUUUUUGCCCAGCCUAGGAAACCUACCUCAGCCCAAGAGCAAAGACAGCCAGUUACUACUCCACCAGAAACAUCAAACCAAAGUAAGCGUGAUUUUAUCCAAGCCUUCCAGCAAGAGAUGAACAAUCCCAACUCAAACUACUUUCCGAAUGCUAACCCCUUUACAGAUGGACCUGCAGCCCAAGAAGAGCCAAAACGCCAAUCUUCAAUGUAUGAUACAUCUUCUAAGUACACUGCUUCUGAUCCCAAGGAGCCGUUUCAUCAUCUCAAGCAUGCAUCAUUUCCUGGAACCCCUCUGCGUCCGCCCCUUUCAUACUCCAAAAGCAUGCAGGAUGCAUACAGAGAAAAGUAUCCUGGAUCUUCUACUACUUUAAGAGGGCAUCACGCUGCAUCACCUCCUAGUGGAGGUUCUUCUCAUCAUUCGGAGGAUUUUCAACAAGGCCAAAAGGAGAAAUUGCAUCACAAGAGCGGCGUAUUCACUCAUAGCUUGAAUACUUUCGAGGCUGCUCAACACAACCUCGUCGACCGAUUGGUAGCCAAUAAGGAGCGGGCCCAGAAUCUCCAUCAAAAUGGUCAUGUGAAGUCAGUCAAGAGUGCCAACUACCAGGUCCACAAUGACAAGGCCAUUUAUUCGUUCAAAGCAACGUCGGCCGGAACAAGUAACUUCAUCAAAAGACCAACUUCUGUCACUAAAUCUCAUUCUGCAUUUUCAGCUGGCGAUUCGCGUUUGAAUUCUUUGUUAUUGGAUAAGUUAAAUGCACAUGCUAAUAUCAAUUCUCAAAACAGCUUUUCUAUGAAAUUAGAUGAUGAUACGUUCUCUCCUACUCGACCAAAAAUUAAUACCACCUUUUCCUCAGCGGAUUGGCGUGGAAAAUUUGAGGCUGGUGGUGAUUAUUUGAUACCAGAGCGGAAAACUACUCAGAUUCCACUUCACUCUCAUUUCCGCGCUCAGUCAGCAAGUCGGCCAAGACCUCGUUCUCCUGUAAAAAGCCGCUCCGCUGAUUCGAAACCUUUUCCAGCGCGAAAGCUAGACUCCGAUGCACCAAUCGGAUCCCCUGGUGGCACCAGGUUUUCUGCGAAGGAUUGGGAAGAAACAUUCAAACCUCAAACAUUCGCUCCUCCAUCAAUCCCGUCGCCUAUUAAACCUUCUCUUCCUCCACGAGUCGGGUCUCGGAGGCUAAGACUGCCUAUUCCUAAACCUACUGUUGGUUCUGCUGCUGUGUUUAAUGAAGAUGAUAGCUCAGAUGAUAAGCCACUCUUUGCUGGCAGGAAUCUGAAAGCUCCAAAACCUCCGGCUAGUCCAGAUGCGAUGGAUGUCGAUUCUCCUCCCCCGGCGACACCAGCCCCACCACCACAAGCUCCACAAACUCCACCGCCACAAGCUCCACCGCCACAGGCUUCCCCACCAAAAGCUUCACCACCAAAAGCUUCACCACCAAGGGCUAAUGCUAGACUGAAGAUUAACACCGACCAACUCAAAAGAUCUGCAGCCUCUUCCCAAUCUCCAGUCGAUGCAGAAGGCUUAGGGGUCGAAUUCCAUGAUUUAGACAUUCAAGACCUUCUUUCUUCCCUCAAUUUACCAAAGCCUCCCACUGCCCCAAGAUAUUCCCAUGAAUCAUAUACAGCAUUGUCACAAGGUAUCUAUUUAUCUGCAUUUACAGCUUACAUGGGUGACUGGGAUUUCUUCGCCAAACGUAUGUUGUUACAUCUCCUUGCACGCAAGAACCAAAACGAUGGGCUAGGAUCGAAUCGCUGGGAGAAUCCUCAGGGUUUGGAUAUUUAUAGGCGUGGGCUCAAAGAGGAUGGUGCGGUUAUGAGUCACUGGGUUGCGGCCGCGGCAAGUCAUGAUCAAGCUAUGAAAGAAUUUGCUAUUAAUAAAGAGCGUUUCGACAUAGCAGACGGCAGAGAUAGGGAACGGCCAAGGAAGAAGACACAUUAAAGUAAAUUUCGUGUGAUCUUGUUUUAUAGUAUUACUAGUUCAGUGAUGGUUUACUCAGACAUUUUUGUUAUUCGGUGAGUAUUAUUUUUCUAGAGAAAUCAUUAAGAAAGAUCACGGUGGAUAUUUAUGGAAUGAAGGAGUGAUGGUGGGGUUUCUGGAGAUGAAAUGGAAUGGAUGCAUUGAUGGAUCAAAAAGGGAUCAUUUGGUGGUGUGGUUCGGAAGUUCUGGUUCAGGUUCUGGUGUUUCAUCUUUGUGAUUCUUUGGGUUUAUUGAUUGUUUGGCUUUAAUUGGUUCUUUUCCAGAUACCCCUUGGGAUAAGGAUGGAUUGGCAUACAUAUCAGGAUUCAUUUGCUUACUAAUGUCUAGUUUGGCAAAGAAAUGAAGAUGUGAUGCGUCGUCAAUUCAUGGUAGGAUUUUUCGAAUGUUUUUUAUGCAUGAAUGAUGAAUGGAUGGCUGGAUGGAUUGAGCAUACAUACAUACAUCAUACAUAUGACACACUUUAGAAAAAUAAUCUUGUAUUUAUAGUAUCAAGUAUUUACUUUUUUGAGAUUUCUCUCUGGCUUUUUCGUUGGUUGUGAGUUUUGG
This is a messenger RNA of Sclerotinia trifoliorum, 4844 nucleotides long. Lineage: Eukaryota; Fungi; Ascomycota; Leotiomycetes; Helotiales; Sclerotiniaceae. The record is from the annotation of a GenBank genome assembly.